Molecule: messenger RNA, 4236 nt
Organism: Camponotus floridanus (Florida carpenter ant)
Lineage: Eukaryota; Metazoa; Arthropoda; Insecta; Hymenoptera; Formicidae
Product: neuropeptide FF receptor 1
Exons: 9
Coding region: 680-2272 (530 amino acids)
Biological process (GO): G protein-coupled receptor signaling pathway
Cellular component (GO): membrane
Molecular function (GO): neuropeptide Y receptor activity
Source: RefSeq, a predicted model, not a curated record
UUGAUGAAAGUUUUCCAAAGCGUUUGCGGUUUGACAUCUGCAGAACCCGAUGUGCGGAUUUCCAUCCGGAUUGCAUCGCGCGCGGAGGCGGAUGAAUGGAAGGACGCAAGCGCGCCGUGUGAUCCGUCAACGUGCGCCUUUAAGACCGGCGGCGGGAGCCGCGAUUCUUCCCGAUCAGUUUGCCGUAGACCCGCAUCCGCAACUUUUCGACCGUAAGGUCGUGAUAGACGUGAUAAUUCUUUCGAUUUCUCAUACAACGAUCUUCGAGAAAUCGAUAACGAUACAUUUCCUCAACAUGCGUAUCGAGAAUCGAUCGAUGAAAAUGUUACGAACCUGUCGGUAGUGAAAAGCUCGGAUGUGAUUGUGACGAUCGAUCUUGAUUCUUGUAAUAUAGUGAUCCUACGACGUGUAUCUCGCUUUGAAGAAAGUACUUUCAAGAGAUGUGAAAUUUUAUGUAACGACAAUUAAUUUUGUUUGAUUUAUUAAUUUUUUUUUAUUUCGCGGCUGCGAGGAUUGAAAGCUGCUUUCGACACAGCCCGAGGAUCGAGAUAUUUCGUAUGCUUGUUGGAAGACUUUUCCGCUCACGUAGCCGAGUGGUAAAAUACGUAGAUCGGUGAACUCCCCUUCCUAACCCGAUCCAUCAGUGCUUUACUCUCGAGAGAGAGAAGAGACCGCAACGAUGAGGGUGAACGCGAUCGGUAUUACGUCGACGACAACGACAUCAACGUCGGAGGCGACCGCGACAUCGAGAAUUGAGGUCGCGACCAACAGUGUGCCAUCCUCGUCGAUCCCUUACAACGGCACUGUAAUGGAAAUGGACCUCAUGACCGACAUACUGUGGGAUUUUUAUGAAAAAUUCAACGGAGAGACUAACUACUUGCUGAUCAUCCUUUAUGUGCCAGUGAUGGCACUCGCAAUAACCGCCAACAUUCUUCUGAUCGCGGUGGUCUUCAAAUAUCAUUACAUGAGAAGUGUUACAAACUAUUUUGUGGUGAACCUUUCUGUCGCCGAUUUAUUGGUUACCAUUAUAUGUAUGCCGGUUGCUGUCAGCCAAGCGGUAUCGAUUGUAUGGAGUCAUGGUGAACUUAUGUGCAAACUUUCCUCUUAUCUUCAGGGUGUUGCCGUUGCUGCUUCGGUAUUCACCAUUAUGGCCAUGAGUAUUGACAGAUAUUUAGCCAUAAGGAGUCCCAUGGCGUUUCGCCGUGUAUUCAAUCGCAAGAGCACCGUACUCGUUAUCGUCGCCCUCUGGCUGGUGGCCUUAAGUAUCUUUGCUCCCGUUCUCAGAGGGACGACUCUUCACAAUCCAAGCAUGGAACUCCUCAACAUAACUUUCCACGGUUCCUGGGCGAUAAGAGGAAAUUCGCGCGAUAUCUCGCAAUUACCACCGGUUUUCUAUAUAUGCUCGGAGGAUUUCAGACCACUAGGCAUCAGAGCUCAUGUCUUCGGGGCUGCAUGCUUCGUCCUUGUUUACGCUAUUCCAGGUUUCGUCGUAAUACUAGCGUACUCGAUGAUGGGCCGCACCCUCUGCUCUAGGAAACCACCCUUUGACUGCGACAGCGUCGAGGGAAGCGCCAGCUCGCAGCAGAGCUUCAGACUGGUACGUGAGAGAAGGCGAAUCGCUUGGAUAUUGCUGCUCCUUGCCGUACUCUUCGCCCUAUGCUGGCUGCCGUAUAAUGUGCUCAGAUUGUUGGUCGAUUUCGGUGUUGUCGAAGAAGGGAGAUCGAUAACCGACGCACUCACGUACUGCCUGUUCCUGGGACACGCAAAUAGCGCCCUAAACCCCGUCAUCUACUGCUUCAUGACGCGCAAUUUUCGGCGCAGUGUUUCGGAGAUCCUGCGUCGCACUUCUCAUGGUCUUGCGCGUCGUAAACCUCGCCGUAAAAGCGCGAUGAUCGAUGACGGCUGCGGCGGAUGCAGUGUCCCGGCUGUCAACGGCGGCGCGAGGCGCGGUCUGUUGCAUCAGCGAAGAAUGCUCCCCGGAUGCGGUUGCGGCAUCCCCGUGCGCGGAAAUCGCAACGCCGUCCUGGCGUUAAGACGCACCGCGACGUCCAGCAGCGGCUACGACACCUUCUACAGCCGUCAUAGUCCGCACUUGCAUUGCUACAUGCUGAGGAGUAUCCGCGACGUACCGCGAGCACAGGCCAAUCCGCCGGAGAAUUCUGACGCCAGACGGGAUCAGCAGCAGGAAUACGACAAGAACAACGGGCUGGAGACCAGCCAACCCCGGCCGAGCACCCUGUGCACCACAGACGAGCGACGUCCUUGCCCUUGAAGCUGAAGAGUCUCGAAGACGUAAAGGAUCUUUGUGCGGCUACAUGUUUUUAUGUACGAUUUUUAUUCCUGUGCGAUGUGUGUCUACAAAUAUAUAUAUAUAUAAUAUUCAGAUAUACUUUGGCGGUUAAUACUGUGACGUAAUAUAUGAGAAUCACUUUUGUCAUUUUUUUAUUCCAUCGGGAAAUUUUAGUCUUGCGUUUUCAUCGCGCAUUGCCGAAUGUCACGAUGAUUCGUAAGAAACUUAACGUAAAUAAAUAGUAAAUAAAAAUCUCCUUCUCACACAGGUCCGAAGUUUCUCGGAUUGCCACUUGUAUCACGACGUUAAACGUGGUGCUCGAAAGAAAUUCAAUUUGCGAAAGUGGUUUAAUUUUAUAGAAAAUAUAUCUCUCUUAAAAAAUUUCUGUAUGUUCCGAUAGUUAUAGCUGCGAACACAAUAAACCGAAGGCUAUUAAACAUCAUACGUGCAACGAACGUGAAAUACGCUCUACCAUAUUUUGAUUGAGUUGGUUUUAUUUCUGUGAGUGACUGCAAUACGUUUGCAGGAUUACGAAUUGAGAUUUGAUGGGUCCAAACGGAACGAAAAUUAAUCAACUCCUCGCGACAGAUUUAUUUAUUAAUACAUUAAAAAAAAAUAGGAAUCAACGAAAUAUAAGGAAUCAUUCGAAAUUUAUAUUCAGCGUCCGAGAUUAAAAUGAAACAUGAAAAAAUCAGAGUUUGUGAUAUCUUAAACUUUGUAUCGAGAACUCGAAAACUACUGUCAAGUGAAAAAACACGCGGAUGGCUGUAUCCUAUAUCAUAGUUUCGACAAUUCGGUCCACGAGAUGUAUGUCUGACUAAGACGCAUUUUUUCUACUAGACGCGCGGAAUAUUUGUCUCGCUUAAGCCAUAAACAUGAAAUUAAACCUAUCUACGAUGCAUUUCGUGUAGAGCAUACGUGUAUGUGUUAAUAACGUUUUCGUUAAUAGCAUUAAUUAAUCAUAAGUCACUGUUAGCGUGAUUAUCGUAGGAACAUCACUAUUUGUCAUCAUCAGUGACAAUCAACUAUAAUUGUCCCUAAUAUUUGUCAGAAUAGAUUGACACGAUGGGAAACUGAAGGCACACUUCCGCAUAAACGUCAAAUCAAAUAUAAAUCAAAUAUAAAUUUCUCUUCAUGCGUAAACUCUCUAUGAGACUAGAUCCAAGGCAAGUGUUUUGUCAUAUUUUUUUAAUAACACGUGCCAGAAAUAUUUAGAUCAAGAAGAUAUAUAUCAACCGCAACCGAUGUAUCUUUCGCGUUUCAUCAUUUCUGAUGAUCGUUCCACUGACAAAUGAUUUUUUUUUUUACGAAUUGUAUGAUUGAUUUAUGAGAACGUGAUCGUUUGAUAUCGCGAGAACGUGCUUUUUUUAGUCGAUAAUGGCUGUUAGAAUAUUGUGCGAAAAAAAAUGGUGGGGAUUCAAAAGCCCCACGUACAUGCAUAUAAUAGAAUUGCUGAUAAAUGAUGCGAUGGGGCUAUUAAUUAAUCGACUUCCGAGCAUCGACGGGAGAAAAAUACGUUGCAAAAGUAGGAAGAAGAAGAACACAAGAAUAUAAUAAGAUGAUUCGAAACACGCCGGCGACUGUCUGGCGCUGGUUAUCGUUAAUGGAGAGACUACCACUUUAACAUUGAUCAAUUUUCGACGGGGUUAUUGAAGAAACUCGCCAAUAAUACACAUAGUGUGUACGCUCUGUAAAUAUUUGAUCGUCGCAAAUGAAUUUUCUUCAAGCGGCAUGAUAAAAAGGGACGUAUUUCAAUUAAGUAAUUUGGAAUUUUCGAUAAGUCAUAUAAAACGUUAAGAUUUCUUUCACGUGUGAGAAUCUUUGAUCUUUUGCCAAGCGAAGGUCAAUACGUCGAAGGAUUGCUAAAAUUGUAAUAGCCGAAAAUUGCGGGUUUAAAAUGCUGUAAAUUAUAUCUACGUGUAUUUUCAAUAAAAAAUAGCUAAAAA